Molecule: messenger RNA, 348 nt
Organism: Fraxinus pennsylvanica
Lineage: Eukaryota; Viridiplantae; Streptophyta; Magnoliopsida; Lamiales; Oleaceae
Source: the annotation of a GenBank genome assembly
AUGCCUUACACCAGAACCAUGCAGGCAGUUUCCCUUGUAAUAUUUGUGUGCAUUUCGAUGAUGGCUGCACCAAACUUUGCACAACAACUUGAUGCAAGUGAACUAUACAUCCCCGGACCCGGUGUCGGUUUGUUUCACUUUCUGCAAUGCCUUCGUUCGGUUGUAACCAUCCCGAGGUGUCCCAUGGAACACAUAAUAUCCAUGUUGAACUUUGAAGCGGAAUUACUUGGCCCGGAAUGCUGUGAAGCACUCUUGAAUGUUGAACGCAACUGUUGGCCAAAGGCGUUGCCUGUGAAUCCUUUUUUUCCAACGAUCAUCAAGAACUAUUGUAUGUCGACACUGAAUUGA